This is a messenger RNA of Dissoconium aciculare CBS 342.82, 843 nucleotides long. RefSeq lists its product as uncharacterized. The record is from RefSeq and is a predicted model, not a curated record. NCBI's taxonomy places the organism in Eukaryota, Fungi, Ascomycota, Dothideomycetes, Mycosphaerellales, Dissoconiaceae. The transcript has a single exon. The annotation marks the transcript as partial.
CCAGCCUCCGACUUGGAUAUCGUCAUUUCCCGCUACGCCGAGCCCGCAGCUGAAGUCGCCCGAACACUAGAUACUCUCCUCGCCGCAGAGAGCAUCCGCACAUUACCAACCCGCCGCGUACUUAUCUACAACAAAAACACCGACACCGCCGAUUUCGAACGAGACCUCCUCACCCACCUGACCAGCAACGUGAACGUCUCCUGCCACGCCCUCGAGAACGUCGGUCGCGAAGCCGACGCCUACCUCCGCCACACCCUACAGAACUGGGACAACCUCGCGCACCACACCCUCUUCGCCCAAGCUGAGCUCGACGGCUUCUCCGAAGUCGUCCCCUGGAUCGAGAAAUUCUUCGUCCCCGAAACGGGCUUUUUGCACCUCUCCUAUGAAGGGCGCAUGUGCGCCAAUUGCGCGCACUGCGGCUCCUGGACCGACGAUCCAAACGUCAUCUCCACCCUCUUCAGCCUGUCGAACCCGACCAGACAAUGUCGAAAUCUCGUCUGGACCUUCCGCGGCCAAUUCAUCGUCUCCGGCCCGCGGCUCCGCGCGAACGGAAAAGGCAUCUAUGAGCAACUCAUCCAGAACCUGACGGAUCCAGGGAAUGCUAUGCAUGCUCCGGAGUAUGUCGGUGGGGUCUGGCAUAGCGCCCAGCAUGACUCGGUGAAUGAUCCGGUCUUUGGAUUCACGGUCGAGCGAUUUUGGGGCAUUCUCAUGCAGUGCUCCGAGCCGCGGGUGGGCUUUCAGAGUCCUAGUGCGUUGGCGAUUAUGAGGAGGCCGACGUGGCUGCCGGGGGGCUAUGGGGUUGAUCUGGCGCAGUGUUUGGAUAGACCUAGGGAGGAGUUGUAG